GUCAAGCUUUGCAGAGUGUACAAACUGAGGCACGACUGAGGGCCCAAGGUCGUUCCUCAUAUCCUCACCACCACUAUGAUCUCCGCAGAAUCGUCAUAUACUCGCUGGGAGACUCUCGAAGACGAGCAAGUUACAAUUAGUGAUGUUCAGGACACUCUUGCCCCAGCCAACGACGACUUGUGGGUGGCAGCUGCUUGCGUCGACCGGGUCGUGAGCGACGAAGUAGUUCAGCGUUCGCUCAUCGAGCUUGGAAUCAAGCGAACGAGCGCAGCCGUGGAGAGGUGCAAAGAGGUCCUUCUCUUACCCUCUAGGGCUCCUGGCAGUUCUGACGCUGUAAUUGGGCCUAAAGAACUGCUUAGCGUUUACUUCACUGAUACACCUGAAGAUGCACAACUGUGUCACAUUCGGACUGCUCUACUUGCGCGCCUGGACAGACUGAACUCCUUCGCUGAGAUCUACAAGGAGCUUCUGGCGAAGAAGAAAGACGAAGAAGACACGUCAGGUAUCGAUGAAGAAUGGGAAGAUGACCCUUGGGAAGAGGAAGGGGAAGGUUCCAUCAUUGCUCACGCAGCAGGCCCGGCCCAGCCUCCUAUACCGCUGCAGGACUUUUUGGCGGAAGACAUGCUGGAUAUGGCAUGCUUCUUCGCCUCGCAGGAGUGUUUCGACGCUUUACGAACUCUUCUAACAUACCACCACUCGUAUUUGUGGCCAUCCCGCUUUGCCAUUCUGGAAAGUAUACCAUGUCACUCCAACCCUUCCGGCUAUCGUGACUUUCUUCCUGCCUAUGACGCCGUCACAGACAAAGAGCUCGCAAGUCCGUUACGCAGAUGGCGGACGGAAGAAGAUUGGGUAGAGUCAUCACAGGUUCAAGCUGCCCUUUCACAAACGAAGCUCCCAGCUGAAUUCGAACCUCUGCAUCCCUCUUCAGCCAACAUUGCUUCCCAAGAAAGUCAGCUGUUGUCUGCACAACAACUGACUAGUUGGUACCAGAAACGUGUUGACCAGGUCCUAUCAUCGACAGGCAUGGUAGACAUAGCACUUUCCCUUGUGCAACAUGGUGGCUCGCUAGGCAUCCCAGACCUUGACGUCCUAGGAGAAGAUCUGAGUUUGAUGACCCGGCUGGUUUACGACAUUCCUCAGGCCUGGACUCAAGAUGAUGAAGAUUGGACUUUAGCGCGCUGGCGAAGCAUGGAACCGUCCCAAGUUGUGGGCGCAUAUCUAGCGCAUUCAACAGCAGACUUCAUAGCUAAGGAUAUCUCGCGGUUAAUCAUGCCCUAUCUCUUCGUUUUGGAGUCGCGGUCGGAGCGAGCGGGUCAGCCUGACCCAGAUCUUCCCGACCGUCUUCUUCAUAAUUACGUUCUUAGUGCACCCUUGGAUAUCGUCGCGGCAAUCAUGGAAGCCUCCAAACGAACAUUGCUUCCUCCGCAAAGAGUUAUCAAGAAUGAUGAGGACGUUGCACGGCUUGCUCUGGCUUGCCUUUAUGGCAGCAAUAGCCUCACGGAGUGGAUGACAAUGACCCGGAUUUUUGAGUGCCUUCCCGCAUGGGAAAUUGGCCAAAGCCCCGAAGAUGAAUCAGAUGAAGCAGACGCUACGAUCGUUUCUCUUGGAGAAUUUGUGACGCCAUCCACGGCGCACCCUCAGUGUGGCCCUGCAGAUCUAUUAUUUUUCUUCAAACCUCUUCCAGUUGCCUCGCUUUCACGCGCGCUUGACAUUCUCGACGUUCAUCUUGAAUCCGGAGAGAUAUUCGCGCGGUGGAACGUUCCUGCACCAUUACGUUGGUUCCUUCAGAGUGCAGGCAAUGUCACAGAACAGCGUGCCUGGGCCAACAGGAUGGCUCGUCGCACUGGUGCCGCCGCCGACAACCUUGGGGAUAUGGACGAGUGGGAAUCGUUGCUUGAUGACAUGUUAAAGCUUUGUGGGAGGAAUGAAUCUGGUGUGCCGAGUGCCUUCGGACUUCUAACGGAAGAAGAGAUAUCAUCUAUAUUUUUCAGCGGGCUUCUGAACUCUGGCCGAUUUGAUAUCGCCAAGGACCUUAUUCAUUCCAAGCACGGCAAGCUAGCCCUUAAUGCAUCUCAAAUAGAAGAUCUCUGCCUUGCCGCAUCACGCGAGUUCUAUGAUAACGCAAGCUCUGCUAAUUACAAAAUUGGCGACAUGAAGCUUGCAUAUGACUGCUUAGACGUUCCUGCGCCAUCUCCGCAGUUAAAAAAGGAGCGAGACUUCAUCGAAGCCACAUCCCGCCUCUCUUCAUUCAACAUCAUGUCUCGACCAGGAAUUCCCAUUUUGCCCAUUGAGAUACGACUCACCAAAGACCGCCUCUCCCUAAUCUCUCGCGUCCUUUCGAGCAAUGCAGACGCUUACAAGCAUACGCAAGUAAUGCUUGACCUCCUUCACAAACUCGGGUUCCGAGACGACAUCGUUGCCGAAGUGAAGACCCUCGCAAUGAUAUCUGACGCCGCAUUACAAGCGGAGGAUUUCACGCGGGCGUUCGAUACAAACCAAAAAAUGAUUGACGUGGUUUUCAAGCUUCGCUCGGCUACAUCAUCAGGAUCAGAGGACCUACGACUUCAAGAGGCCAGCGAAGUUUGCUGGCUAGCCUGCUUUCAGCUUGGGCGGCAUCCAGAAUUCCCAGACACUGAACAGAAGCUUACGCUUAUGGGCCGUGCGCUGGAGCUGUGCCCAGCAGACAAACUGAAUGACAUUUUGGCCCCUUGGCGGCGAAUGGAACAGGAGUAUUUGGAGGUGCGCAAGGAAAGACUUGCCGAUCACUAUCCCCGUCCGAAAGCUGCCGCGACAAAACCUGUCUCUUCCCUACAAUCACGCUUAAACAAUCUCCACGUGCCCACAACUCCCCUUCUUAAUGCCGAGGAUGCGGCUGCCCUCGCUGGUCGAGCCUUUAGUCGUGUGGCAUCUAAUUUUCCCUUCAGAGUCGGUGGACGCGAGCGUUCUGAGAGUCGUGAGGGCCCAGCUAGGUCGGGAAGUCGAGACGAAAGCCACCGCAAGCUGGAUGGUGAAGAUGUCUCCCAUCAAGCAAGCCGAGCACUUCAACGAGGCAUUGGCUGGCUGCUUGGGGCGGACGAUGAGAGCUGAGCUGGUCGAACUCUUAUAUACAUUGGACUUUUGGGCAGCUAGACUGUUUCUAUCACAUACAUCCGUUUGCGAGAAAACAUAGUUAACAAUAUACAGUAUUCAAAAAGGAUAUGCGCGUUGAGAGGUAUAUGAACUGGACUGAACUGGGAGCAAAUCAAAGGUAUCAACAAUGAACGACGAUGGGGAAGGGGCCAGAAGGAAUAUGGUAAGUUACUGAUAAGUUUAUAGGACGA
Suillus clintonianus is the source of this 3320-nucleotide messenger RNA. Its product is annotated as secretory pathway protein Sec39-domain-containing protein. The transcript has 3 exons. The coding region runs from base 76 to 3087 and encodes 1003 amino acids. NCBI's taxonomy places the organism in Eukaryota, Fungi, Basidiomycota, Agaricomycetes, Boletales, Suillaceae. The record is from RefSeq and is a predicted model, not a curated record. Gene Ontology annotation, molecular function: SNARE binding. Gene Ontology annotation, biological process: retrograde vesicle-mediated transport, Golgi to endoplasmic reticulum. Gene Ontology annotation, cellular component: Dsl1/NZR complex; endoplasmic reticulum membrane.